Cladophialophora carrionii CBS 160.54 is the source of this 1500-nucleotide messenger RNA. RefSeq lists its product as uncharacterized. The transcript has 2 exons. Lineage: Eukaryota; Fungi; Ascomycota; Eurotiomycetes; Chaetothyriales; Herpotrichiellaceae. Gene Ontology annotation, biological process: negative regulation of TORC1 signaling; positive regulation of autophagy. The record is from RefSeq and is a predicted model, not a curated record. Gene Ontology annotation, molecular function: GTPase activator activity. Gene Ontology annotation, cellular component: vacuolar membrane; GATOR1 complex. The coding region runs from base 1 to 1500 and encodes 499 amino acids.
AUGUCCAUCAGAGCCAUCUUCUACAGCAAGUUUGACCCUCAAGAAGGCAAGCCAUUACUCGAUGUGCCCGAGGACUCGAUCUCGACGACCAGCGACCUGUCUGCCUCCGUGAUCGGCCCAUCUCAGACCUCGUCGACCGCACCGCUGCUGUCCUUCUCGACCAUCUCACGCUUCCUGAUUCCUCGUCAGUCGCUUUGUGGCAAUCUCAUCUCCCUGUUACCACCGCCUCUCACCCCGAGCACGCCUCCGACGCUGGUCCUAUCGUAUCCUAUCUGUUUAACCUCCCCGCAGUACCCACGCAAUGAGUUCAUCUUCAACUUCGCUCUUGUCCUGGGCGAGCCUUCCACUAUCGACGUCCCCUCAUACAAGUCGGUGGUGAAGAAGCUGGCACACCUCAUGCGCAGUCUAGAAGAACAAUCUCGGUUCUUGAGCGAGGACAAUGCGCCUCCGAAUUCUGGCAAGAUCUACAGUUUGUGUGAGAUGUUGAUGGAAGACCUGAACAACUACUGCGAAUGCAUGAUACCCAUCGACGAGUUGAAUACCCUGAACAUCAAGCUCUUCCCAACUCUGCCGAAUCCUGCUAGUGUCAAACCGUGGCACGUUCCGCUCUUCACGGUAAGAAUCGAGACUAUGGUAGAUGAGAACUGGGAUCUCACGAUGCUUCGAAUCAUUCCGUUCGUCAAUGGCGUGAACAGUGUCAAAAGGAUCGCCAUCAUGGCAGACGCAGACCUGAAGCUUACGAAGAAGUGCGUGAAACAUUUGCUCUACUAUGGCUGUGUCCUCCUGCUUGACAUAUUCAGCUUCAACGCCAUAUACGCUCCAACGGCUGAAUUUGCCAAUAUGAUCGCCAAAGACACGGAAAUGCAAAAGGAAUGCGCCAGGUACGUUAACACAGCAUUUACACCGGGCCCGCAGGAGGAAGCCAUUAUAGACAGUGCCGUCGAACGCCGGACAAGCGGCUUGACAAAUGUGACCACCCUGCACGAUGAUGAGAUCUGGCCCCUGACAGGCAAAGGCGACCCAAUCGACGGAGUCACUAUUGUCCAGCUCUUCGCCAAUCUGCGCCAAGGGCUUACCAUACGAGAAUGGUAUGCACAGAACGCCAAUUUGCUCGCUAAUAUAGACCUACGGCGAUUCGUGACUUUCGGGGUCAUCAAGGGUUUUCUGUAUCGCGUCCAUCGAUAUGCCAUCCACACGCCGAAAGCAGCGGCGGUCGUGGAUGAGGGCGAUGGGGAAGAUUUGCAGUAUCGAACCCUUACACGAAGCAUGUCCAGUGAACAUCACCUUACCGAACAAUCGUCGUCAAGUACUAAGAAGAAACAUCACGCGACUGGCAAGACCGGCAAGACCGGCUCAAACUUGAACGCUCAGAUCAUGCAGUACCUGGACGGGACUCAUUGCUUUGACGAGAUCUGCACGGAAAUCGGAUUCAGCGAACAGGAUCUCGUGGAGAGACUGAAGCAUAGAGAGAUGGGCGAAGUCACCAUCAUCUGUAGAUGA